This is a messenger RNA of Branchiostoma belcheri (Belcher's lancelet), 2206 nucleotides long. RefSeq names its product zinc finger protein 845-like. The coding region runs from base 78 to 2201 and encodes 707 amino acids. The record is from RefSeq and is a predicted model, not a curated record. The transcript has a single exon. Gene Ontology annotation, cellular component: nucleus. Gene Ontology annotation, molecular function: DNA-binding transcription factor activity, RNA polymerase II-specific; RNA polymerase II transcription regulatory region sequence-specific DNA binding. Lineage: Eukaryota; Metazoa; Chordata; Leptocardii; Amphioxiformes; Branchiostomatidae. Gene Ontology annotation, biological process: regulation of transcription by RNA polymerase II.
AUUUUAAAAAAAAUGAGGAGAAACCCUUGGAGUUCGAGAACAGCAAUUUUAGAACAACUCCCGGGUCUUGCUUUACUAUGAGUAGCCCUACAGAACAAAAACCAAGUGAAAAUGCACCACCCCAACAUCUAUCUAAACAUGUUGGGGAGAAACCCUACAUGUGUGGAGAGUGUGGAUAUAGGGCAACUAAAAGAUCCCGCUUAUCCCAACACAUGAAAAUCCAUACAGGAGAAAAACCCUACAAUUGUGACCAGUGUGACUAUUCUGCAGCGAGAAAAUCCACUUUGGAUUGUCAUAUAGCAAAACACACAGAUGAAAAACCCUACAUGUGUGGUGAGUGUGGGUACAGGACAAAUUACAAACAUGUCUUAUCCGACCAUAUGAGAAUCCAUUCAGGAGAAAAACCGUACAAAUGUGACCAGUGUGACUAUUCUGCCACACUAAAAUCCACUUUGGAUCGUCAUAUAGCAAAACACACAGGUAAAAAACCCUUCAUAUGUGAGGAGUGUGGAUACAGGGCAGUUACAAAGUCUGAGUUAUCCCAUCAUAUAAGAACCCAUACAGGAGAAAAACCCUAUAACUGUGACCUGUGUGACUAUUCUGCAGCACAGAAAUCCACCUUAGAUGACCACAAAGCAAGGCACACAGGUGAGAAACCCUUCAUGUGUGCGGAGUGUGGAUACAGGACGACUCGAAAGUUUAACUUAUCCCUACAUAUGAGAAGGCAUACAGGAGAAAAACCCUAUAAGUGUGACAAGUGUGAUUAUUCUGCUCUACGAAAAUCCAACUUAGAUGACCAUAAAACAAAACACACCGGUGAAAAACCCUACAUGUGUGGGGAGUGCGGGCACAGAACGACUCGAAAGUCUUACCUAUCCGAUCAUAUGAGAACCCAUACAGGUGAAAUGUCUUCCAAGUGUGACCAGUUUGACUAUUCUGAAACAUUAAAGUCCACUUUGGAUCAACAUCUAGCAAAAGACAGUGGUGAAAAACCCUACGUAUGUUUGGUGUGUGGGUACAAGACAACUCAAAAGUGUCACUUUUCCCAACAUAUUACAACCCAUACAGGAGAAAAUCCCUACGAUAUAUGUGAGGAGUGUGGAUAUAUGGCAACUAACAAGUGUAACUUUUCCCGACACAUGAAAACCCACAAGGAAGAAAAAUCUUAUAACUGUCAUCUGUGUUGCUACUCAGCAACUAGAAAAAAUCAACUGUCUGCACAUUUGAGAAAACACAGGAAAGAGAGUGAAGUUAGCCAUACAGGAGAAAAACAUGGAGAAAGUGCGUCAGCCCAGCAUUCAACAAAACACAAUGACGAGAAACCCAGGAUGUGUGGGGAGUAUGGGCAGAGGGCUUCUAAAACGUCAGACUUAUCCCAAGUAAUGACAUCUCAUACUGAGGAAAAACCCAACAAGUGUGACCAACGUGAUUAUACAGCCUCGGUGGAAUCUAAUUUUGACCAACAUGGAACACAACACACCAGUGAGGAAUCCUACAUAUGUGAGGAGUGUGGGUACAAGGCAGCUACAAUGGAUGAUCUAUCCGACCAUAUAAGAACACACACAGAAGAAAGAUCUGACAAGAGUGACCAGCGUUCUGCAGCACUAAAAUCCUCAUCAAAGGACCAUAAAGCAACACACACCGGUGGGAAAUUCUACUUGUGCCUGAAGUGUGGGUACAGGACAGCUAACAAGUCUCACGUAAUUCGACAUAAUAGAAUUCAUACUGGAGAAAAGCCCUACAAGUGUAACCAGUGUGACUAUUCUGCAGCAGUGAAAUCUGCUUUAGACGUACAUCUAUUAAAACAUAAAGGUGAAAAACCCUACAUGUGUGGGGAGUGUGGAUACAGGACGGAACUAAAAUCUUACUUAACCCAACAUUUGAAAAUUCAUACAGGAGAAAAACCCUACUUGUGUGACAGGUGUGGCUAUUCUGCAACAAUGAAACAUACUUUGGUCCAACAUUUAAAAGAUCACACUGGGGAGAAACCCUACAUGUGUGGGGAGUGUGGGUACAGAACACCUCGCAAGUCUACCUUAACCCGACAUAUGAAAACCCAUACAAAGGAGAAAAAACCCGUACAAAGGAGAAAAACACGUGGGAAAGAAACUAAAUCUACAAAUGAGACAGAUGUACAGCCUACAACUUUGUUCUCUUGUGACAAGAAAGGUCAAAUGGAAGAGGAACCUCUGAAGAAGUGACCAUG